CGCACUUCCGGGGUCAGCCGGCCAGUGCCGCUCUGCGCCUGAUCUCGAUGGUUAAGGUCCGCCUGGCGGGGGCAGCGCGGAGCUGGCGGCCCGGCCUGGUCCAUGCUGGCGGUCAUGUCUGAGAAAGACAGUAGUGAAAGUCUGAAAGAAGAAGCCUCUUACGAAGAAGAAAAUGAACAGAAAGCAGAGGAACUUGGCUGUGCUGAGAGCAAUGAAGAGAGAGAGCAAGAGCUUGAACCUGUGCCUAUGACUCGGAAAAGACCUGAACCCAAACCCCCAAGCCAGCCUGCUGCCACAGGAAAGCCUGCAGCUGAAACCCUCAAGGUCUCCGAUUCUCCUACCGCAGUUCAGACAGGAUGGGGGUACUGGGGAAGCUGGGGGAAAUCUCUUCUGUCAACUGCGUCUGCUACUGUAGCCACUGUAGGUCAAGGUAUUUCAAAUGUCAUAGAAAAAGCGGAAACAACCCUUGGGAUCCCCAGUCCUAGUGAAAUAUCUUCAGAGACUGGAGAUGCUACAAGAGGAAGCGAGAAUGCUGGUGGUAGCAACACAGAUGCAGUUGAUGAUGGCAGUUCCUUUCCUAUUGCUGGGGCCCUUGGAGUUUUAUCAACCAUCUCUACUGCUGUCCAAAGCACAGGCAAAAGUGUUAUUAGUGGAGGUCUGGAUGCCUUGGAAUUCAUCGGGAAAAAGACAAUGGAUGUAAUAGCUGAGGGAGACCCUGGUUUCAAAAAAACAAAGGGCUUAAUGAACAGAACCUCUACGUUAUCACAGGUCUUAAGAGAGGCAAAGGAGAAAGAAGAGCAGCAGACAGCUACUGAGGUUACCAUGGCUACAGAGAAGAAAGCCCAUUAUGGGUUACUGUUUGAUGAGUUUCAGGGUCUUUCACAUCUGGAGGCCUUAGAGAUGCUUUCCAGAGAGAGUGAAUCAAAGGUGAAAUCAGUUCUAAAUGCUCUCUCUGGAGAAGAGUUGGACACACUCAAGGAUGAAAUGGAGCAACUCAAAGAAGCGUUUUCUUUACCUGAAUUCUUUGAAGAAGAAGAGGAAGAAAAGAAGGGAGAUGAGGAAUUCACAAAAGAAGUAACAGAGUUGUUUUCUGAAUUGCGUAUCUGCUCAAAGCCAGACAAACUGAUCAUGGUGAGGACAUCUGCUCAUGAAUGGAUAGCACGAUUCAACAGUAGCCUUCCUAAAGAAGAAAAAGGGAGUGAAGAAAACCAAGAAGUGGAAUCCGGAGAUGGUGGCCGUGAUGCUAAAAAUUCAGUAGAGGAUAUUCAUGCGUUUGCCAUAAGAAGUCUGGCUGAACUGACAGCAUGCUCCAUAGAAAUGUUUCACAAAACUGCAGCUUUAUUUCUACAUGGUCAGAAACAAGAGGUGACAGCCACAGACAGAGCCAAGUCCCUUUCACAAAUGACGAUUGUGCUGUGUAGAGAACUGUCAACUUUCUCUAAAGAAUUUACUACGUGCUUAACGACUGCAGGGGUCAAAGAGAAAGCAGAUGUGCUUAAUCCCUUAAUCACUGGAGUGUUUUUAGAGGCUUCAAACAGUGCUUCGUAUAUCCAAGAUGCCUUCCAGCUCUUGCUGCCUGUACUGCAGAUCUCUCUUAUUGAGGCUAGAACGGAACUACCACAGCAAUAAAAAUCCUUCUAAUUAAGAACUUUUUGACCUUCCCACUUCAUAGUUUCCAUGCUGGAGAAUGAUGUAAUGGCUCUUAUUAAAGGGAAAAAGAUUAACUCUGAUCGCUGCUGCUGCAAGAACAGUGAUUAAAUGCAGUCUGGCAAUGACAGCUCUUGCAGCACAUUGUGAGAUGUGAUUAGCUUAGUCCAGGCUGGUGGACAACGUGACAGACCUAAAGUGCAGAUUGCUUCUCUGUUUUCAUGGACUGUCUGUAUCUUUUCACUGAAAUCCCUCUGCUAUAUGCGUUAACAAGCUCUUUGGAGAAGCUCUCUGGACUGUGAAGACAGUGCUGGAGAAAAGAGUAGCAGCUGGCUAGUUAAAGAGUUAGCUAAAAUCAUGGUGUGAUUUUUAAGUCAGAGGGACAUAAUUGGGUUCCUGAUAGCUCUGCAUUGGUCUUGAAAUGAAUAUUGCGUAGGAGGUGCAAGAAAAGGCAAAUAUUUAUGAUUAUGAACCUUGUGGUUUCUAGGCUGGAAAGAAUACAGCAGAGGGGAUUCCUUAUCAAGCUGCUGUUUGUGAAGCGAAGCCCUGGCUUCCUGAAGAUGUCUGUUAAUGACUCAGGGAUGUGGGACAGGGACUCUCACUAGGGUGCUGUUUCUCAUUCUCUUGCAGAGGGCUUGCUUCAGCACGAGCUGGGAAAAUGCUGAUCUGGCCCUAAGAAUGUGGGUACUUUGCUUUAUAGCAAUAAAUGAGAACUGGCUAAAAGGGAUUGAUUUGUGUUUGGAAGAUUUAAUGAGAGAAUUUAGGAGGAGGACUCCCCUUUUUCCGUGCAGCUUGACAUGUCAGCCACAGACUGUUCACAAACUCGGAUACUGCUUUUCUCGCGUUUCUGUGUAAAAACACUCUAAUGCCAUGCUCCUUCUUCUUGGAAGGUAUAUUAAAGUAGGGGGAGAGGAAGCAAUUUGGUUCUGUUGGCGGGAGUCCUAAUUUGUCUCAGAAGCUGCUCCACAUAUGGUAUCUGUUUCUUUGUGCUGUGAAAGUUCCCUGCUUUGUUCCUUUUUGCAAUUUUUAUCUUUUGAGCCUGCCCAUUGGGAAGGAGCAGCCUCUGUUGGAAUCACAAGAGCAGAAAUGCACAGCUAAAAUGGAACUUCAGGAACAGCUAACCAGAGGUGACCGAGUGUCACACCUGCCUCUGUGCUCGCUCAUUGGUAACAAUGAUGCUCAAAUCCCCCUUUUGAAAAUCCUCCGGGUUUUAGCAGGUCUUGCACAUUUCUGCUGUUCCGAAGGCUUAACAUUCUUCUGCUCUAUUUGUGCAGCAGAGAAGUGUUUUUAUUAUUAGAAUACCUUUUGGCUAAUGCUCCUCUGAUUUUAUAUAUAUGGAAAAAGCCUUGCCUUAGUCCUGGUUAGACUGAUCAGAUCUCUAAAGGGAGAGCCUUCUUUUGCAUCUUAAAGAAAACUAGACUUGAAAGGAGUGUGUCUGGGGUAAAAAAAAAAAAAAUGUGCAGUACAAUAAACUGUUUUUUUUUUCUUCUUUAGGUUGAUAGCAUUAUUAAAGAAAAUACUUAUUUUGACAAUGAUUUCAGAUAAAAGCUAUCAAGGUAGCAAUGGGCGUGAAUGAAAUGAGAAGAACUAACUGUGGUUUUGGUCUUUUUCUUCUCAGCCCUGACUGUGGUUUGCGGGGCAGGGCUGGGUGCUGCCCUGGGGCCGGGACGGCUGGGGCUGUUCUCAGGACAGGGUACCGUCCCAUGGGAAAAAGGGCUCUGAACCCCGGCUGGGGGGUGAGAGCUCCCAAUUCCCGCAUCAGCGCAAAAUGGCAGCUUUGCUCCUACCGCAAAGCCAAAAUCUACAGAGAUGUCGGAAGAGAUGAAAUAAAGAUAACAGGGUUUUAUGAAGCAGCAGCUGCUGCUCUUGCAGAUAAAUUCCACACACCUGCAGUGCUUUAGUGCAGAGUAGUUUAAUAAUUAAAGGAAAUAAGGUGAUUUUUUUUUUUUAAUAUGCAGACAGUAAUUCUUUCAGUCAUAUGCCCACCUACAUUUCAUUACAGCAGCCAACAACCAAAUGUGCACCAGCUUCGCUUGUGUACCCGCGCAAGGACUGCAGGAGAUCGCCAGCAGAAACAGUUCCACAGCUGCUGAAAUCUUCUUACCCGAAGGAUUCAUCAGAAUUCAGCAUCCAACUGUCUGGAGGUCUUAUUGCUCGGCCUUGCCUUGUGCAUGAACCUAAUGAGAGCUGGCAGUAAUUUGAGCACUUCUGGUAGUGUUUGGGGAGGUGAGAGGUGGCUGAGAAUAGAUAAGAGUUUGCCGAGAUGCUGGCAGUGACUUGGAGGGGAAGAGAGGAAAAAAAAAAAAAAAAGCCUUCCACAAUUAUUUUCUUUCCUUGGGAGAGAUUCUGUUACUUGCAGCUGUAAAAGCUGCUUCCUGGCAGCUGCUGUGGAAAGGUUUAAACCAUAAAGGCUCGGUCCUCCCGAUGGAUUUCAGGACUUGCUCCCAGCCCUUGCCCAACCAGCUUCCCGGGAACUCAUUUUUCAUUAUUAAAACACGCACGUUCAGGAGCAGCAAAACCUCUGACACGGGCGGGAUGAGCAGUUGUCCUCAUUUGGAAGAAGCAGCAGCUACGUUGUCACUGGUGGCCCCGAGCAAGGGGACAGCUGUCCCAGGUCACCCGCAGCACAAAUUAAAUGGCUUGACUCAGAGGCAGGAUGAGGAGGAACAGGAGGAGGAGGAGGAGGAGAGCUCUGGCAUUUCCUUCCCAGGUGUGCACGCUGGAUCCUAAAUAAACAGCGGUCUAUGAUGAUAUGAUUUAAGCAGAGAGAUUGAUCUUCUGUAGCCAAAGGCUUCUUGGCACAGAAAUGGAGGACAUAAGUGCCCAGUACUGUGCUAAUUAAUGUUUUCGGGGAGUGUAGCUAGUCCCUUGCAGCUCUGCACUGUGACAGCAGCUUGGAGGUGGCCCCGUGCUGGUGUUUCGGGUCUGGCUGGCAGGUUCCUUUCCUUCCUUCAAGGGCAGCUUUGUGCCUGCUGCAGGGAGAGAGCAGAGCCCGUGCAGUCUGUGGGCUGGGACCUGCCACUCUCUGCUGUCCUGCUGGGUGGGUGGUGGCAGCCGCCCCUCUGCUGUCAGAUGCCGAUGGCUACAGCCUGGCCAGAUGGCUGGAAUGGUCCCUGAGAGCCAGUGCCUCGGGGUGAUGCUUUGUGUCCCUGUGUCCAGGGAGCGAUGGCAGGGCUGUCCCCUGGGCUGCUCUAACUGGAGGAUGCUGCAGGCUUAGGUUCCUCGCAUCAGAGUACUGAGAGCCCGGCUGGGGCUGGCAGGGAGCGAGCAAUGAGGUCACCAGUUAAAAAUGAGGUUGAGCGUGGUGUUUGUGGGGGAGGAUCUUCCUAAGGUGGUGUCAGGAGCUGCUCAGAGAAGUGGGAGUGGAUGCCAGCUGGUCCCGACACCAAACAGCCUCCCUGGAUCCAGCCCAGGGCCCCAUCCUGUCUCCACUGCCCUCCUGUGCCUCUUGAGUUCCCUGUCGGUGUCACCCCGGGAUCGGGCAGCAUCGCUGCUGUCGUUUACCCCCAGACUGAGCUCUGGCCACCGGGAGUUCCCCAAAUGAUUUGUGUAUGAGCUGAAGCAUCUCUGCUAGAAAGCACCACUGCCAUCGAUGGUAAAAUUGGCAGCAACGGGGACUCUGCCGACAUUUUGGCUGAGCUCUUCCAGGUUUUUUCCACCUUUGCCCUUAAAACCCAUCCCUUAUUUCUGAUCUAAACCUGCGGAGGGGACCCUUGCUCUACAGCUGGGGCUGGUGCAGGCUCUGGUGGAGGAGGCCUGGGGCAGAUGUGGCCAGGUUUUUGGGACCAGUGACUUCUGUACAGGUGCCUGCCCCCCACGUGAGUUACCCGGUCUCGCUCGGUGGGAGGGGGCUCCACGCAUGCUGUAAAUUAAAGUAAAAUGACUAUGGGAGCAACUUUGUUGUAGAGUUGAAGGCUUUAAAUGGGGCAAAUCUUGCGGGAGAGGUAAUGCCUUUUAUUAGGUAGAGAAAACAAAUUAGCUUUCAGGUACACAAGCCCUUCUUGACUUAUUGUUACUGUUAUUAUCCCAUAUUGGUGCUAGUGGAAACGAGGGCAUUGCUUUAGAGGGGGAAGCACAUUAUGCAAGCGUUUAGACCUGCUGGUAACUGCUCUCUGCUGACAGGCAUUUGCUUAAUGAUAUGUUGGAGUGAAAGCCAGCAGCAAGGACAAGCAUCGCAGGGAGCUGGGAGUGCUGAGCUCUGCCUGGUCUGGCCUUGCCUGGACCUCCUGGAGCAGCCUGAUACCUCCCACCAAGCGGGGAGCAAGGACAUGCUGGAGGUUCCACCUACCUUGGUCUCAAGGACACCCCCAAAUCCCCUCUUUUCUUCUUCAAACAGGGUCCUGACCAUAGCACAUUCCUGGAUUGAGUCCCCAGUGCCCACCCUCAUCCCAGGGCUGGUCCCCAUGGAUGUCUGCAGCCUCCAGAUCUGCCCUGGCUUGCUUGCAAAGGGUCAGGAGAUCUUUCUGCUCCUGCCUGCGCCAGAGGCAAUGUCAGUGAGGCUCUUGCGGACACGAAUGGGACUGGUCAUGUUCCCAGUGUCAUGCGCUGCCCUUGGCGGGCAGCAGAGCCAGUUUUUCUGCUCUGAAAGUGGGACUGGGGAGGAGACCGCAACACUCAAAUACCCAGAUCCCUGGUAGCUGCCAGCCGCGCACUGAGGAGGCCACUUGCCUUUCCCAGCUCCAGUUACUCUUUCAGGUCCUCUCUGUGCCGCAGGUGGGACGGUCUUGUGCCCCAGGCCCCUUUGGCUUCGCUGAAAUGUCGACAAUCCUGAAAUGGUUUGGACGGGAAGAUAAGGAGAAAGAGGACAAGGACAAGGAAAAGGACAAGGAAGAAGA
Molecule: messenger RNA, 6482 nt
Organism: Chroicocephalus ridibundus (black-headed gull)
Lineage: Eukaryota; Metazoa; Chordata; Aves; Charadriiformes; Laridae
Gene: FAM114A2
Product: family with sequence similarity 114 member A2
Exons: 16
Coding region: 103-1629 (508 amino acids)
Source: RefSeq, a predicted model, not a curated record